CAGCGCGGGGCCGGUGGGGAGGCGGGGCCGCGCCCCGCGCCGUCUUUGUGCUCGCCGGCAGCCCCGGCAGCGCCGCCGCCUCCCGCCGCCUCCCUCAGCCCCGCUCGGCGCGGCGGGCGGCUCCGCUGCGCUCCGACCCGCUCGGCCCCCGCUCCGCACCGCAGCGCUCCGCGCCGCGCUAUGUGUGCCGGCGCUCCCGUGCCUCCUCGCGGCCGCUUCCCACCCGGCGGGGCGCGCUCGGCCCCGCUCUGAGCGCGGCGGGGCAGGGGAGCGAGCGGAGCAGAGCCCGGACGGUGCCGCCCGGCGCGGAGCGAAGGGAGCGCGGCGCCAUGCGGGGCCCGAGGCUGGGGCUGGGGCUGGGGCUGCUGCUGGGCGCGGCGUGGGUGGCGUGCGGGCAGAACGAGACGGAGCCCAUCGUGCUGGAGGGCAAGUGCCUCGUGGUAUGCGACUCCAACCCCACCUCCGACCCCACCGGCACGGCGCUCGGCAUCUCCGUGCGCUCCGGCAGCGCCAAGGUCGCCUUCUCCGCCAUCCGUAGCACCAACCACGAGCCCUCCGAGAUGAGCAACCGCACCAUGAUCAUCUACUUCGACCAGGUACUAGUGAAUAUCGGCAGCAACUUCGACUCGGAGCGGAGCACUUUCAUCGCACCCAGGAAAGGGAUUUACAGUUUCAAUUUUCACGUGGUGAAAGUGUACAACAGGCAAACCAUUCAGGUGAGUUUGAUGCUAAAUGGGUGGCCAGUGAUUUCUGCCUUUGCAGGGGACCAAGAUGUAACCCGAGAAGCUGCUAGCAAUGGAGUCCUGAUUCAGAUGGAGAAAGGAGACAGAGCUUAUCUAAAACUGGAGAGAGGAAACUUGAUGGGAGGCUGGAAGUAUUCAACAUUCUCUGGAUUUCUAGUGUUCCCGCUUUAAAUCACUUCUCAUCCAAGAAAAAGGAGAGAUCUCUUACAAAUUCCCAAGUCAGAGCUGGGUUUGAAGUCAUGGACAGCAGACUUUUUACAUUCAAAUAUUAAAGAAGCUUAAUCCUGCUUAGGUUUGUGUACAUCUGCUUUGAAGAAUUACUACUUAUUUUUGUUGUGUUGCAGCCAACAGGCGGGAGACACUAUAAUUGAUCAAACCCCUAUUUAUAUUCUUCUCUCUCCUCCCACAAAAUUAGUUCCCAUCUCUGUGUCAUUGGUGUAAUCUGCCAUUGUUCCCCCAUGGCUUCUGCCUCACACAAGUAGACUAGAUAUUUUCAUUGUCCUUUACAGCAUAUUUUGUAGUUUUGUUUUUAAAACAUGUUAAUCUUGACUCUUUCUCUGAGUUUAACUUUUAAAAAAAGAAAAAAAGCAAAGUAUUUUUUGAAUACAUGGAUGCCAUGAUGGAAGGGAAAAUGCAAUUCUUGCUGUGUACUGGCUGGCAAAAGGAAAAAUUUCUACACGAAGAACUAUCCACAGCCAAGGCUGACUAGAGUAUUUCAAUAUUUCUAUGUAAUUCUGAGUGAUUGUGAAAUUUAAGGCUGCUAAAUGUUUUGAUGCUUGUUUUGCUCUUGUACAACGUGGCCCAACUAAACGCCAGGAAGUAUAUUGAACUUUUACUAUUACUCUGUAAAAUAUGUGUGAAUAUUGAAAAUUAAUUUUUGCUUUAAUUCAAUAAAGUUUAAAUGGGACUUUUA
Molecule: messenger RNA, 1656 nt
Organism: Catharus ustulatus (Swainson's thrush)
Lineage: Eukaryota; Metazoa; Chordata; Aves; Passeriformes; Turdidae
Gene: CBLN1
Product: cerebellin 1 precursor
Exons: 3
Coding region: 330-914 (194 amino acids)
Cellular component (GO): glutamatergic synapse; synaptic cleft
Molecular function (GO): protein binding
Source: RefSeq, a predicted model, not a curated record